GAUUUGAGGCGCAGCUCGUGGAGUCCUGAGCCCGAACCCGGAGCGCAUCUCCGCGUUGUCGGGUAGCCAGCGCCCGCGUGGCGAGGCUGGGGGACGAACCGGCAAGGAGCCCCCAGCCCCAAUGCGCCCGGCCCGCGAGGCCGCCGGCAGCCGCCUGUGAGAAGUUGGGGGGCGGCGCCCGGGGAACACCCCACGCCGCCGCCGCUGCCGUUGUCAGGGGCUCGGAAACCGGUUUGUUUCGUCCGGCGGCGCGGACCCGUGUCCCGGGGCGUUGGCCGGGGCGGCGCGGGCUGCGGCCCGAUGCCCUUUCCGGACCGCCGGGGGGUGCCUCGGGCUCGCUGAGCCCCGCGGGAAGGCGGCGACCCCCGGACGGUGCCCGCCCACGGCCUGGGUCCUGAGAGUCAGAGGAAUUUAACUAAAAUGAAAAAGCAGAGGAACUACUCCCAAGUAAAAGAACAAGAGAAAUCCCCUGAAGGAACAAACAAUGAAACAGACCUCUCCAGUCUACCAGACCCUGAUUUAGAAAAGGAGCCUAUCUGUUAAGAUGCCUUAGAAAAAGAACCAUGGAGAAGUAUGUUAGAGUACAGAAGAUUGGAGAAGGUUCAUUCGGAAAAGCCAUUCUUGUUAAAUCUAUAGAAGAUGGCAGACAGUAUGUUAUCAAAGAAAUUAACAUCUCAAGCAUGUCCAGUAAAGAAAGGGAAGAAUCAAGGAGAGAAGUUGCCGUGCUGGCAAACAUGAAGCAUCCAAAUAUUGUCCAGUAUAGAGAAUCAUUUGAAGAAAAUGGCUCUCUCUACAUAGUGAUGGAUUACUGUGAAGGAGGGGAUCUAUUUAAACGAAUAAAUGCCCAGAAAGGCAUUUUGUUUCAAGAGGACCAGAUUUUGGACUGGUUUGUACAGAUAUGUUUGGCUCUGAAACAUGUACACGAUAGAAAAAUUCUUCAUCGAGACAUAAAAUCACAGAACAUAUUUUUAACCAAAGAUGGGACAAUACAACUUGGAGAUUUUGGAAUUGCUAGAGUUCUUAAUAGUACUGUGGAGCUGGUUCGGACUUGCAUAGGGACCCCAUACUACUUGUCACCCGAAAUCUGUGAAAACAAACCAUAUAAUAAUAAAAGUGACAUUUGGGCUCUGGGGUGUGUCCUUUAUGAGAUGUGCACACUUAAACAUGCAUUUGAAGCUGGCAAUAUGAAAAACCUGGUACUGAAGAUCAUAUCUGGAUCUUUUCCACCCGUGUCUUUGCAUUAUUCUUAUGAUCUCCGCAGUUUGCUCUCUCAACUAUUUAAAAGAAAUCCUAGGGAUAGACCAUCAGUCAACUCCAUAUUGGAGAAAGGUUUUAUAGCCAAACGCAUUGAAAAGUUUCUCUCCCCUCAGCUUAUUGCAGAAGAAUUUUGUCUAAAAACAUUUUCCAGGUUUGGAGCACAGCCUAUACCAGCUAAAAGACCAGGUUCAGGACAAAGCUUGGCUUCUGUUGUGUCUGCUCAGAAAAUUACAAAGCCUGCUGCUAAAUAUGGAGUCCCUUUAACGUAUAAGAAAUAUGGAGAUAAAAAAUUACAUGAAAAGAAACCACUCCAAAAACAUAAACAGGCCCAUCAAAGUCCAGUGAAGAAAGUGAAUCCUGGAGAAGAAAGGAGGAAACUGUUUGAGGAACCAGCAAGGAAGAGAAGGCUGGAAUUGAAUGAAAAAGAAAGGAAACAAAAGGAUCAGAUUAGUUUAAUGAAGGCUGAACAGAUGAAAAGGCAAGAAAAGGAAAGGUUGGAGAAAAUAAAUAGGGCCAGGGAACAAGGAUGGAGAAACGUGCUGAGUGCUGGUGGAAGCGGUGAAAUGAAGGCUCCCCUUUUUGGCAGCGGAGGGGCUGUGGCUCCAUCAUCGUUUUCUUCUCGAGGACAGUAUGAACAUUACCACGCCAUUUUUGAUCAGAUGCAGCAACAGAGAGCAGAAGAUAAUGAAGCUAAGUGGAAGGGAGAAAUCCGUGGCCGAAGGCUUCCAGAAAGGCAGAAGGGGCAGCUGGCUGUGGAAAGAGCAAAGCAGGUAGAAGAGUUUCUACAGCGAAGACGGGAAGCGAGGCAGAACAAGGCUCGGGCUGAGGGGCAUAUGGGCACCCUGCACAACCUGGCAGCUCUGUGCGAAGGCAGGCGCAGCUCUUCGCGAGGAGGGAAGCCGAGAAGCAAAGAGGAAGAGGUUUAUCUGGCAAGGCUGAGACAAAUAAGACUGCAGAAUUUCAAUGAGCGCCAACAGAUUAGAGCCAAGCUUCGUGGUGAAAAGAAAGAAGCUGACAGCUCCGAAGGACAGGAAGGAAGUGAGGAGGCUGACGUGAGGCGUAAGAAAGUGGAAGUGCUGAAGGCCCAGGUGAGCGCCCGCGCGGCUGUGCUGAAGGAGCAGCUAGAACGUAGGAGGAAGGAGGCGUACGAGAGAGAGAAGAAGCUGUGGGAGGAGCAUUUGGUGGCCAAAGGAAUAAAGAACUCUGAUGUGUCUCCACCUUCAGGACAGCAGGAAACAGGUGGCUCUCCAUCAAAGCAACAGAUGAGACCUGUUAUUUCUGUGACUUCUGCUUUGAAAGAAGUGGGUAUGGACAGAAGUUUGACUGAUGCCCAAGAAACCUCAGAAGAAAUGCAGAAGGCUAACAGUGCUAUUUCGAGUAAGCGCGAAAUACUACGUAGAUUAAAUCAAAAUCUUAAAGCUCAAGAAGAUGAAAACGGAAAGCAGAGUCACUCUGAAACCGGUGCAGUAAUUGUUCACGAAGACGCCAAAGAGCAGGAAAAAGAAAAAUCGGUUUCGUCGGAUCGCAAGAAAUGGGAGGCUGGAGGCCACCUGGUGAUUCCCAUGGAUGAACUGGCACCGGACGCGUCCUUCUCUGUGACCGAAAAACAUACAGUGGGAGAGGUUAUUAAAUUAGAUCCUGGUGGAUCUCCAAGAAAAGUCUGGGGAAGAAGUCCUACAGAUUCUGUUCUAAAGAUACUUGGAGAAGCUGAACUACAACUUCAGACAGAACUCUUGGAAAACACAACUAUUAGAAGUGAGAUUUCUCCUCAAGGGGAGGAGUGCAAACCCUUAAUUACUGGAGAAGAAAAAAUAAAAUGUAUUUCACCUGAAAUCUCACUGCCAUCAGCUACUGUUGAUUCUUCUGCUGAGACAAACAGUCCAAACUUUAGUGAGCCAUCUCCACAGACGGCAUUGAAACCAGAAGGAAAUUUGGAUGAGCCUGAUGACUUGGAAGCAGAAUUUCUGCAGGAGCCAAGUGGAGCAGACAGGGACGGUGGCUUGCCAUGCCCUGUACUCGACGUGUGGGUUAGUGAGAUUAAAGAAGCAAAGGAGGCUGAGUUGGAAGAUAGGAUCACCAUUCAGCAAAACGAAGUUUCUGAAGAUGGAGCCCCGAGGAGCAUGGAUCACCUUAGUGAAGUUCACGUAGAACCUGGGGUGGAUGGUUCUCCACACUCUGAGGGUGAUGUAGAUGAAUCUAUGCAACCAGAACCAUUUUUCCAUAAACACUUGAAAGCAGCCUCUCAAGUCCAGUCAGUCCUCUGUUCACCAGAAGAAUCCUCUCCACUUCGAUCUCACUGUGGUUCACCACCAAGAAAUAAAAAACAGAGUUCCUUGCUGAUUGGACUUUCAACUGGUCUAUUUGAUGCAAACAACCCAAAGAUGUUGAGGACAUGUUCACUUCCAGACCUCUCCAAGCUGUUCAGAACACUGAUGGAUAUCCCCAUUGUCGGAGAUGGACGUCAGGACAAUCUUGAACUGGAUGAAAUGGAAGAUGAGCAUGUGAAGGAAGGACCUUCCGACUCUGAGGACAUUGCGUUUGAAGAGGCUGACACAGACUUACAAGCGCUUCAGGCCUCCAUGGAGCAGCUGCUGCGAGAGCAGCCGGGGGAGGACUACAGCGAGGAGGAGGGGUCGGGCCUGAGGACCAGCGACGCGGAGCAGGCCGCCACCGGCACGGACGCGGGCGACGAGGACGACAGCCCCAGCAGCGGGAGCGCUCUCAACGAGGAGUGGCACUCGGAUAACAGUGACGGUGAGAUAACUAGUGAAUGUGAAUACGACAGUGUCUUUAAUCAUUUAGAGGAACUAAGGCUUCACCUAGAGCAGGAAAUAGGCUUCGAAAAGUUCUUUGAGGUUUACGAGAAAAUAAAAGCUGUUCAUGAAGAUGAAGAUGAAAAUAUUGAGAUUUGUUCAACAGUAGUUCAGAAUCUUUUGGGAAAUGAACAUCAGCAUCUUUAUUCCAAGAUUCUUCAUUUAGUUAUGGCAGAUGGAGCCUAUCAAGAAGAUAAUGAUGAAUAAUCCUCAGAACAUUCUUUAAUCCUCAGCGGAAUGAAAGCAUUUAAACUUUGGCUCAUCAGAAUAACAAGCUUCAGUGGGAAAUGUAGCGAUUUUUUAUAAAUGAAAUAUUAGAUUUAAAAUGGGCAUACUGAUUGCAUGAAAAUGAUGGAGAAACAUGCCAUUUUUCAAUCAAGAUUCUAGUUUUUUAUCUAUUUUAUUUUGUUGAGUUCUAUAGUCAUCUCCUACAGAAUAUAUACUUUAUUAAAUGUUCCAACCAAAGUGUAAGACACAGUGAUCCAGACUGGACUUAAUGGCUUUGAAGAAGAUGUACCAUGCAGCAAGGUAAUUUUUACUUUCAGCAAAUGUCUUUAAGUUGAAAGAAUAACUUCUGUUGUGAAAGACUUGCCUUUGCUUUUUCAAUUACGCAUUUAAGCAUGACCCUUUUUUCUGUCUACUUGUUUUCAUGGCCAGCAAUUCUGGAUUAAAUAACCUUGUCGAGGGCUCUAUUUAAAUCUUAACAUUUCGAAGAUGGAACUUUUAGCCUUAAAGUUUAUAUUCUCAGUCCUUUUUCAACCAGUGUGUCUCCUGAACUAGCUGAAUGGAAACAGGCUAUAAAAACAGUCUUAGAAGUCAUUGAAAAAUUUGAUUACGAGAAAAUAGCAAAAAUAUAUUCCCUGAUAUUUAAAAAGUUGGUUAAUUACUUUUGUUUCUUUUUGAGGACCAGAACAAGGAAGACUAUAUCUAAAAAUUAGUCUCUGAAUUUUAACAUUGAUCUAGCAUAUAGCAUAAAGUUGCCCUUUUGGUUUUCAGCUUCCUCUCAUGCAUGUGCUUUUUAAUUGAGGUUCAAAAGGAGAAAGGAAUCAUUUUUAUUUUGACAGUGUGACAGUUUUGGUAACUAGUAUUGCAAAGGGGGGAAAUGUUUACCUUUUCAAUACCAUUAUGAGAAAAUUUUGUUAGGUCAUUAAGACAAUGGUCACACAGCUUCAGUUGCAAUAUGCCAGGUAUUACAUCAUUAGAGAUGUCUGAAGUCCAGAUGCUUUUAGUAAUAAAAGCAGAAUUUUGGAAACUCUGAGAACAAAGAAGCCUUAUUGGCAUAAUCUGUGGUUUCAACAGUAAAAUCGUAUGUUGCAGCACUAUCAGUAGUAUGCUGAAUUAAUUAUGUAUAUUAUUUCUAAUAUCCAAAGCUAAAUACUUGAUUUUAUAUGUUUGUUUAUUUUAUGAUAUUACUAUUAAAUUUUUACU
Molecule: messenger RNA, 5498 nt
Organism: Balaenoptera musculus (blue whale)
Lineage: Eukaryota; Metazoa; Chordata; Mammalia; Artiodactyla; Balaenopteridae
Gene: NEK1
Product: NIMA related kinase 1
Exons: 35
Coding region: 564-4277 (1237 amino acids)
Biological process (GO): protein phosphorylation
Molecular function (GO): protein kinase activity; ATP binding
Source: RefSeq, a predicted model, not a curated record